Messenger RNA from Malurus melanocephalus (red-backed fairy wren), 2798 nucleotides. It is a transcript of the gene CHRNA7, whose product is annotated as cholinergic receptor nicotinic alpha 7 subunit. Gene Ontology annotation, cellular component: postsynaptic membrane; synapse; neuron projection. Gene Ontology annotation, biological process: chemical synaptic transmission; nervous system process; monoatomic ion transmembrane transport. The transcript is spliced from 10 exons. The record is from RefSeq and is a predicted model, not a curated record. The coding region runs from base 64 to 1572 and encodes 502 amino acids. Gene Ontology annotation, molecular function: transmembrane signaling receptor activity; acetylcholine-gated monoatomic cation-selective channel activity. Lineage: Eukaryota; Metazoa; Chordata; Aves; Passeriformes; Maluridae.
GCGGCGGGAGAAGCCGCCGCUGCUGUUGGCGUGUCCGACCCUCGCGGCGCCGGCUCUCCCGGGAUGGGCCUCCAGGAGCUGGCSGUGUGGCUGCUGGCGGCGGCGGGGCUCGUCCGCGAGUCCCUGCAAGGAGAGUUCCAAAGGAAGCUUUACAAGGAGCUGCUGAAAAAUUACAAUCCGUUGGAGCGACCAGUAGCAAAUGAUUCCCAGCCACUCACUGUCUAUUUCACUCUCAGCCUCAUGCAGAUCAUGGAUGUGGAUGAAAAGAAUCAAGUAUUAACAACAAAUAUCUGGCUACAAAUGUACUGGACAGAUCAUUAUCUACAGUGGAACGUGUCUGACUACCCUGGAGUGAAGAAUGUCCGUUUUCCCGAUGGACUGAUUUGGAAGCCUGAUAUUCUACUCUAUAACAGCGCUGAUGAAAGAUUUGAUGCUACUUUUCACACUAAUGUUUUAGUCAAUUCUUCAGGACAUUGCCAAUACCUGCCACCAGGCAUAUUUAAAAGCUCAUGCUACAUAGAUGUGCGCUGGUUUCCAUUUGAUGUUCAGAAAUGUAACCUGAAGUUUGGAUCCUGGACUUAUGGAGGCUGGUCCCUGGACUUGCAAAUGCAAGAAGCAGAUAUAUCUGGCUAUAUUUCAAAUGGAGAGUGGGAUUUAGUAGGAGUUCCUGGGAAGAGAACCGAGAGCUUUUAUGAAUGUUGUAAAGAGCCUUACCCAGAUGUGACCUUCACAGUAACCAUGAGACGCAGGACUCUUUACUACGGACUCAAUCUCCUUAUUCCUUGUGUACUGAUAUCAGCACUUGCUUUGUUGGUUUUCCUGCUUCCAGCAGACUCAGGAGAAAAGAUCUCACUAGGUAUAACAGUUUUAUUGUCGCUCACUGUCUUCAUGCUGCUUGUGGCUGAAAUUAUGCCAGCGACAUCUGACUCAGUGCCCUUAAUUGCUCAGUAUUUUGCCAGCACUAUGAUUAUUGUUGGUCUUUCUGUUGUGGUCACUGUUAUUGUUCUACAAUACCACCAUCAUGAUCCAGAUGGCGGCAAAAUGCCUAAAUGGACAAGAAUUAUCCUUCUGAACUGGUGUGCCUGGUUUCUGAGGAUGAAGAGACCGGGGGARGAAAAAGUGCGUCCUGCCUGUCAGCACAAACAGCGCCGCUGCAGCCUGUCCAGUGUGGAGAUGAACACUGUGAGUGGACAGCAAUCCAGCAAUGGCAACAUGCUCUACAUUGGCUUCAGGGGGCUGGAAGGGGUUCACUGCACRCCCACCACCGAUUCGGGGGUGAUCUGUGGGAGGAUGACCUGCUCCCCAACAGAUGAAGAAAACCUGCUGCACAGUGGCCACCCCUCUGAAGGUGACCCAGAUCUGGCUAAGAUUUUGGAAGAGGUCAGGUACAUUGCRAACCGAUUCAGAGACCAGGACGAAGAGGAAGCCAUUUGCAAUGAAUGGAAGUUUGCUGCUUCUGUGGUGGAUCGGCUCUGCUUGAUGGCCUUUUCCAUCUUCACAAUCAUCUGUACAAUUGGUAUUUUAAUGUCAGCACCAAACUUUGUAGAGGCUGUGUCUAAAGAUUUUGCUUAACUCCUAACUAAAACCUGCUUCUCUGAAUGGUAUGUAGCAAAUAAGAAUGUGGGGUCUUUUGAUGCUUGUUUUAAUGAGUAUAAUGCUUCUCAUUGUCUGCUUUCUUUUGCCCCCCUCUCUGGCCCYGAGUUCCUUUUGGAAGAGUGGCACCAUUUCAGAAGAGAAGCCAAGGGUUUCUCUCUGCUUUGUGUCUGUGCAGCCCCUCUGAGCACUCUUUUGUGGAAAAUGCCAAGUGGCUUUACAUUCAGAAUGACGRUGUGCUGAACCACCAUCUCUUACACGUUUGAACUGGCUAAUACAAAGCAAGUGGUAAGCAAUGCCAGAAAUGUCACUUCUUCCAGACUCUGUUUUGAAGGAUAAUGUAGUCCAUCUUAGCUAUUUGAAUGAGUGGUUAUAAACAUAUUUAGGAGAGGAUUAAAUCCAAGCGGCUGCUCAAACAGCAGAGAGAAUAGGGAGAAAUGCCAUACAUAGCUCUUCAGCUCCUUGCUCACAUCCAGUCAGUGUGUAACUCCCUCCAUGCAAUUUGCACACAACAUACACCACUUUCAGAAUUAUGAAUUUGUCUGAGACACCAGAAACCUGGMAGUUCAGAGGACACACCAAGUAACUUGUCCUUCCAUAUCUUUCUGGAUUUGACCUAGAAAUUUGGCUUGGAUUUUUAAACAGGCUUCACAGUAAUUUUAGCUGUAUUUAYUACUUCUUCCUUCUCUCCAGAAAAGAUCUUUCAACCGAAAACCAUUUUAACUUUCAAAAAGAAAAAUUAUUGAUUCAAGAUGCCUUCACCAUCACUUGUUUAAAAAACUCAGCCCCCAUGCUUGUCUCUUUACUGUUAACUGGUUUCCAGUGUGCAAAAAGUAACUCAAUGUCUUGUAUAGGCUUAAGCAUAAAUGAAGAAUCUAAAGCAAAAAAAGCCAUUAAAUACUGAGAUCAAGAUUUUCAUAUAAAAGUCAUCAGUUGUUGCUUAGCCUUUUAUAGAACUCCUUCUGUUGAGUCACCGUAACAUUGUCUUUACAAGAAAACUGCACCUUUUCUGCUCAGUCUAUCAGAUGAGUACUAAUGAAUAAUAAAGCUYCUUGAUUCUGACAUAAAGUAUUAACUGUAUAAAUAUAUAUUUAUAUAUACACACUGCAGAUACAUCCAGAGAAAGGUAAAAAAUACAAAUUCUCCUAAGUCUAGACACAUUUUGCAAAGGCAAAACUUGUAGUUCAUAACUUUAUGUUAUUUUU